This is a messenger RNA of Sesamum indicum (sesame), 1216 nucleotides long. RefSeq names its product mitogen-activated protein kinase kinase kinase 17 (gene MAPKKK17). Gene Ontology annotation, molecular function: ATP binding; protein kinase activity. NCBI's taxonomy places the organism in Eukaryota, Viridiplantae, Streptophyta, Magnoliopsida, Lamiales, Pedaliaceae. The record is from RefSeq and is a predicted model, not a curated record. Gene Ontology annotation, biological process: protein phosphorylation; signal transduction.
UUAUAAUUCUCAUCAUUCCGUACUUAUAUAUAUAUGUUGCUCCAAACCAAACUUACAACGUGUCAAAAACACACACAAAACACACCAAAUGGACUGGACUAGAGGCCACACCAUAGGCCAGGGAGCCUCCGCCACCGUGUCGACCGCUGUCUGCCGCCGGAACGGCGAUACCUUCGCGGUGAAAUCAGCCGAGCUAUCGCAGUCAAAGUCUUUACGGAGUGAGCAGAGAAUUCUUUCGUCUUUGAAUUCCCCUCAUAUUAUUGGUUACAAGGGGUGCGGCGUUAGCGUAGAGAAUGGCAAGGCUCUGUUCAAUCUUAUGAUUGAGUAUGCGCCCGACGGCACGCUUGUUGAUGAAAUUCGCCGGCAGGGUGGCCGCUUAGACGAAUCAACAAUCGGUUACUACACGAGUCGUGUACUAAAGGGACUAGAGUACUUGCACUCAAGGGGAAUAGUGCAUUGCGAUGUUAAAGGGAGCAACAUACUAUUGAGCCAAGAAGAUGUCAAGAUCGCUGAUUUUGGCUGUGCCAAGGCAGCCGACGAGGCAUCCAUCGGUGGCACGCCGAUGUUCAUGGCGCCGGAAGUCGCACGUGGAGAGGAGCAAAGCUUCCCGGCUGACAUCUGGGCUCUGGGCUGCACGAUAAUUGAGAUGUCCACCGGGAAGUCCCCGUGGCCUAACGAACCGUCCACACUUCACCGGAUUGCAUUUUCGGGCGAGACGCCUAGGAUUCCAACGUUCUUGUCCGAUAUAGCAAGGGAUUUCUUGAGCAAGUGUUUGAGGGUUGAUCCAAGAGAGAGAUGGACAGCUAAACAGCUCCUCGGACAUCGUUUUCUCCAGGAAUUUCAAUCUUCCCAUGUGAAAAUGAUCAUGAACAGCACAGGCUCGCCGACGAGUAUUCUUGAUCAGGGGAUUUGGAGCUCAAUUGAGGAAGAAUUUUCACAAGGUAUAAAUGAGGUGAGGCAUCAAGAUUUGUUGGAUUGUGCAGCGCAGAGGGUGAAGGAGUUGUCGAUGAAUUCAGGGAGGGAGAGAUGGGAAUGGGGAGAGAGGUGGAUAACAGUGAGAGAGAGUGAAAAUAUUAGUGUAAUUAGUAUUGACAGUAGGUGUAAAUUUAGAGAACAGAGUGUUGUACUUAGUGAGAAUUCUAGUUUGAGGAGAUGUACAGAGGAGUUGGUAUCAGAUCUGUUUCAAUUUUUAUAAAAUUCCCCUCUUUCUUUUACA